GGUUCUGCUUCCUCUCUUCUACAAAGUACACAGUACACACUCAAAAAACAACCGGAUAGAAUCAUAGAAAUGCCCCUUACCUUCCAUUCCCUCCCAUCCUUCCUUCCUCCCUUUCAUAUUUCUUCUUCCCCAAUCCCCGAACACAACUCACUCCCCUUCCCCCUCUGCCUGAAACAAUCCUUCCCCACCACUACCACCACCAGCAGAAGCUCCGCCGUUUCCGCCAUUGGCCCAGAUGGAAAGUUCUAUCCAAACCCAUCAGAUGAUGACCCGCCAGUAGCCCCAGAAGACUCAAUGCACGGAGUCAGCAAGUUCCAGCAGAUUCAACGUCAAGCUGCCCGAGCGAGAAAGCUCCAAGAAGAAGAAUUCAAGAAAAACCAGUCCAUUUUCGUUGACGCCCUUGCUGAAAUUGAGGACCCACCUGAAAGCUCCAUUUCUGCCAAUGAUGAAACUUCGGGGGAUGAUUUGUUCGGAGAGAUUGAUAAAGCUCUUGCCUUGAAAAGAAAAGAGUUUGUUAAACAGGGCCUUUUAAAGCCUAAUCCCAAAAAGAACGAAUCCCAGGUUGUUAGUGGUGCCCAGACUGAGGCUGACAUUGAUGAGCUGGAGCCUGAAGAAGAAGUUGAUUUAGAGGAAAUUAAGGAGCUUUCAGGCCUAACUGAGAUUUCAGAGGCUGAUGAUGCUGGUGGAAGUGAAGAGGAAAAGGAGGAGGAGAGGUCAGAAAGGUCUGAUUUUGAGGCGAGUAAUGAACUGAAUAAUGCUGAGUUUUCUGAUUUAUCCUCGUUUGAUAUUGAUUUUGAUGAAUUUGGUAAGAGUAAGGCUAGAAUUUUUGAACCUAAGUUUAGAAUGAGUUUAGCUGAGCUUUUAGAUGAGAGUAAAGUUGUGCCUGUUUCGGUGUAUGGGAAUUUAGAGUUGGAGAUUAGUGGGAUUCAGCAUGAUUCACGGUUGGUGGAGAGUGGUGAUUUGUUUGUGUGUUGCGUUGGGAGGAACACCGAUGGACAUUUGUACUUAUCCGAGGCUGAUAAGAGAGGAGCUGUUGCAGUUGUGGCAAGUAAAGAGAUUGACAUUGAGGAGACGUUGGGCUGUAAGGCUUUGGUUAUAGUGGAGGAUACCAGUGCGGUUCUUGCUUCAUUGGCUGCUUCAUUUUAUAGGUAUCCGUCUAAGAAUAUGUCUGUGAUUGGGAUAACGGGGACUAAUGGGAAGACUACUACUGCAUAUUUGAUAAAGGGGAUGUAUGAGGCUAUGGGAUUGAGGACAGGGUUGUUGAGUACUGUGGCGUAUUAUGUUCAUGGGGAUAACAAAUUGGACUCUUCAAGUACGACCCCUGAUGCCGUUUUAAUACAGAAGUUGAUGGCAAAAAUGGUGCACAAUGGGACGGAAGCUAUGGUUAUGGAGGCUUCAUCUCAUGGAUUGGCGUUAGGGAGGUGUGAUGAGGUCGAUUUUGAUAUUGCAGUUUUGACAAAUAUGACAAGGGAUCAUUUGGAUUUUCAUGGGACUGAGGAGGAGUAUAGGAAUUCCAAGGCUAAGUUGUUUUCAAGGAUGGUGGAUCCUGAACGCCAUCGGAAAAUUGUAAAUAUUGAUGAUCCUAAUGCAACGUUCUUCAUUGCACAAGGAAGUCCUGAUGUGCCUAUUGUAACUUUUGCAAUGGAUAAUAAGAAUGCUGAUGUCCAUCCCUUAAAAUUUGAGUUGUCUCUGUUUGAGACCCAGAUAUUGGUUAAUACGCCUCAAGGAAUAUUGGAGAUUUCGUCUGGAUUGCUUGGAAGGCAUAACAUUUAUAACAUUCUUGCGGCUGUUGCUGUUGGGAUCGCAGUUGGUGCACCUUUGGAAGACAUAGUGAGAGGGGUUGAAGAGGUUGACACCGUCCCAGGUAGAUGUGAGUUGAUAGAUGAGGAACAGGCAUUUGGGGUGAUUGUGGACUAUGCUCACACUCCUGAUGCAUUGUCUAGACUCCUUGAUUAUGUAAGGGAGCUCAACCCUAGGAGGAUUAUCACAGUUGUUGGUUGUGCUGGUGAAAGCGAUAGAGGGAAGAGGCCGAUUAUGACAAAGAUAGCAACAGACAAAAGUGACGUGACUAUUUUGACAUCUGAUAAUCCAAAGAAUGAAGAUCCAUUGGAUAUAUUGGAUGACAUGUUGGUUGGAGUAGGAUGGACUAUGCAAGAUUAUCUGAAACAUGGAGAGAAUGACUAUUAUCCUCCUCUUCCUAAUGGCCAUAGACUUUUCUUGCAUGAUAUAAGGCGGGUAGCUGUACGUUGUGCGGUUGCUAUGGGUGAGGAAGGUGAUAUGGUUGUUGUUGCUGGAAAAGGCCAUGAAACAUACCAGAUAGAAGGUGACAAGAACGAAUUUUUUGAUGACCGAGAGGAGUGCCGUGAGGCAUUGCAUUAUGUUGAUGAGCUUCAUCAGGCUGGAAUUGAUACAAGUGAAUUCCCAUGGAGGCUGCCAGAGAGUCAUUGAUAUGGUAGCAGAAAAUGUUUAUAGAAAAGCUUUAUGAGGAUACGCAAGGAGCGCAAGUCAUUUUGUGGGAGCUUGGUGCCAUCACACUGGAAUUGAGAAGCAGGCUGUUUGACUUGCCUUGAGAUAUAUGGAUAUGAAGAAGAGCAACUGUUGCAUGUGGAAUGGUGUUCUUCAGAUUCAAUUGCAGGAAUGGUUAAACAUAUCAGAACCUGCUUUUAUAGAGAGAGGUUGUUACUGGGUUUAGUUACCUUGCAAAUGGCAGCCAGUCGAUCAUACUGACGUUGCAAUUUUGUAAGCAUUUGCAUUAACUGGUAUCUCUCCAUACAUGUUGUAAUUUUGUAAGCAUGUGCAGUUAGGAUUAUCGGAAGGGCCAGCCCCGGGGGGGGGGGCGGGUUCUGGUUUUUUCCUCUUUCAAUUGAUGUUUAUGUAGUGAAGGAAGGACAGAGACAUGGAAAUAUGCUGAAUGAGAUUGAGAUAUCAUAUUGAUAGCCA
This is a messenger RNA of Coffea arabica (coffee), 2940 nucleotides long. The record is from RefSeq and is a predicted model, not a curated record. Lineage: Eukaryota; Viridiplantae; Streptophyta; Magnoliopsida; Gentianales; Rubiaceae.